CGUCAGACAACAGGACGGGAAAGAAGGUGUCUCCAUAGUUGGAGUGAAGAGAGAGUGAAGCAGAUCCAGCUGUGAGUGCUGCAUAGGAGACAUAACUGCACAUCCUCACCAGAGGGCCAAAUAGACCAGGACCCUGUCUUUAGUCCACACUUAAACUAAGGAAGAGGUGACGGGACAAGCCAGGCAGAGCUGAGAAGAGUCUUCAGCAUUUAACACUGCUGAAAACAACACUGACAAGUCUUUUAACAAACAUGAGCAUGGGGAGUCCAGGCUGUGAACACACAGACGGCACUGCAUACUCACCUCUCUACAUCAGCCAUCUGCACACUGACACCCGGAUGGCCUGGCUGGACAAGACGGACGACAUCAAACCCUCCCGCAGCUUGUUAGGGCUUCCUGAGCUCAGCUGGAUGGGGGUCUACCUCCCCUGCAACGACAGAUUAGUUAUGGAGGAGAACCCCUGGGUGUUGAAGAUGACAGAGUCUCCUGCCGCUCCUCCAUCCAGGACGCUCGAGGUGAGCCAAGCCAAGCCAUGCCAGACUCAGCUCCCCUCCUAUGAGAUGGAGGGUCAGGUGGAGGAGCACUGUCUGGAGCAGGUGCAGACCAUGGUGGAGGGAGAAGUGCUGAAGGAUGUCGACACAGCUUGCAAACUGCUCAACAUUGCACCAGACCCGCUGGACUGGAGCUGUAUGCACGUUCAGAAGUGGCUCCUCUGGACCGAGCACCUGUACAGGCUGCCGCAGGUCAGCACCUUUUUUCAGGAGAUGAGCGGGAGGGAUCUGUGCUCCAUGACAGAAACAGACUUCAGACAACGCUCUUUGCAGUUUGGAGACAUGCUGUAUGCUAAUCUGGACAUCUGGAGAUCUGCUGCAGCAAUGAAGGAGCGCAGCCCACCAGAAGACAGGAAAUCUGCAGCUGAUGAUGACUCCUGGUCAGAUGUGAUGUGUAAGUACUCCAGCCAGCCCAUCCACCUGUGGCAGUUCCUCCGAGAGCUGCUCCUAAAGCCCCAUCACUACAGCCGCUGCAUCCGCUGGGUUAACAAAGACAAAGGGAUUUUCAAAAUAGAAGACUCAGCUCUUGUGGCCAGGCUAUGGGGCAUCAGGAAGAACCGCCCGGCUAUGAACUAUGACAAACUGAGUCGCUCCAUACGCCAGUACUACAAGAAGGGCAUCAUCCGAAAGCCUGAUGUAUCACGCAGACUGGUCUACCAGUUUGUCAAGCCCGUUUGAUAAACCAAAGAUAUGCUGGACAUACAGUAGAAGUAACAUAAACCUUGAAGCUGGCUCAUUCAUUGUACAAGAUGUUUCAUUGAAACUGUAAAGACUGCCUACUGAACUAUGCACUCCUGCCUAUCAUGACUCUAUUUUAUUAUUCUUUAUAUCAAUUAUAUUUUAUUUUUCUUAAGCACUCUUGUUGAAAUGUAGUUUUGGUGUGAUGUUUGGUUUCUGCAAAGAAAUAUUUUAAAGAGAUAUUGCUAGUUUGCUUUCUUGCAGCGAGCUAAAUGAGAUUGAUAUCUCUCCACACAGUGUCUGAUGCCAGCAAUCAGCUAGCUUAGCUUAACACAAAGACUGGAAAUGGCUAGCCUGUUUCUGCUAAAGGUUAAAAAUCAUGUGCCUAAGAGCACCUCUAGUACUCAAUAUGUAUCUUAAAUCUUGUUUCUGUAAUGAGUUUAACAUGUGCUGGUAGGUAAAUUGGAGAUAGCUAAGCUAUCUAAGCUAACUAGCUGCUCUUUUCAGCUACAAAUUCAGCAUACAUUGUAGUGAGUGCUGUUAAUCUACUCAUCAAACCCCAGACAAGAAUUAAUUCCAAACUGUCAAAUUAAUCCUUCAAAUUCUCCUUUUGUUUGUACGAUGACACUUUUUGUUAUCCCUAUUCACACUACUUAGAAGUUGCAGCGCAAUUGCCAAAGUAAAUGAAUAUUUUAUUAAAUCUGCCCUGAUGGACAUUCCUUUUUUACAUUUCUAUCUUUGGGAUUAUGUUCAGGAUCCAGAAUAAAGCAAUUUAUAACCAA
Messenger RNA from Eleginops maclovinus (Patagonian blennie), 2011 nucleotides. Its product is annotated as SAM pointed domain-containing Ets transcription factor-like. Gene Ontology annotation, molecular function: DNA-binding transcription factor activity, RNA polymerase II-specific; sequence-specific DNA binding. NCBI's taxonomy places the organism in Eukaryota, Metazoa, Chordata, Actinopteri, Perciformes, Eleginopidae. The transcript is spliced from 6 exons. The record is from RefSeq and is a predicted model, not a curated record. Bases 252 to 1229 code for a protein of 325 amino acids. Gene Ontology annotation, cellular component: nucleus. Gene Ontology annotation, biological process: cell differentiation; regulation of transcription by RNA polymerase II.